GCCGCUGCUAAGACACGGGGUAAACACAGCCAGGGCUGCAGUGGGGAUGACUCAGGCACCGAUCCGCUUGAGCGCCUCAGAAUUAUCCUCCUGUAAUAGUCUUUGUGGGAGAAACCCCCGGCGAUGGGAGGGCAGGUGCUGUGAGCCCAGAGCCCCUUCGGGAGGGUUCAGGUGGGCACUGGCAGGUGUCUGGUUUGUGUUCUCCAGCCGUGCCACAGAGCUGCUGUUUGGAAAGGUGCUCCUGCUCCACUGAGACUGGUCCCUUCCGUGCCCUGCCAGCCCCAGUGAGCUCUUCUCUUUUGUUGUUGCUUCUGGACUCUGUCACCGCAGUUGGACCAGUGGGCCAGGACUGGUGCCCAGCCUCGCUGCUGUGUCACCAGGAGACGAGGGGACAGGCAGGACGUGCCAGGCUCCAGCACAGACAGGGCUCUGCAGCAGCAGCCUCCAGCCUGGGAUAAGGAGAGCAGCUCCCGUGGCACAGCAGCAGGACAUGGACCCCCGGACAGGACAAGAGCCCAUCAAGGUGAUCGGGGUUGUCUUGGGCAUCGGGCUGGCCCUGCUGAUCCUGGCGAGUUUUGGCUACACCUUCAUCCGCUGGUACCGGAGGAGCCACUCCCUGCGCCGGCCUGACUUUGUCUUCAACCUCUACCACUCACGCGGGCUGGGGUCGGUGGCACUGGAGCUGGUGCCACCAUUCAGCAUCAGUGGCUCGCUGGGCACCUCGGGCAGUGGCUACGAGCCCUUCCACAGCCAGGGGCCGUGAGGUGAGAGCUGGGCUGGUCAGCAGGUUUUGGUUUGUGUUUCCUUCCCUGAUGUCCCUGGGAUGGGGCAGAGGAUGGGGCUGGAGCCUGGCUGCUCUUGCAGAGCUUCCUCUUGCUGCUUCUUACUCACAGCCCAGCACCAACAAAAAAAGCAACCAAAACUGGCCAGGGGGAAUUCCUCCAUUUUCACUUCUGUAAGAAACAGCCCCUGAAUUUGUUGGAUUUCAACUGAAAUGGCAAAGGUGCAGUUUCUGCUGCUAAAAAAGCUUCACAGAAUCGUUGGGGUUGGAAGGGGCCACUGGACACCACCUGGUCCAAGGUCACCUGGAGCAGGUGACACAGGAACUCACCCAGGUGGCUUUGGAAUGUCUCCAGAGAGGGAAACUCCAGGAAUCCCCUGGGCAUCUCCUUCAGCUGCAGCUCUCUCUGCAGCCAGGGGUGCACAGCAGGUGCCUGGGCCAGCACUGGUGCAGCCCCCCCUUUGCUUGGGAUGGAGGCAGAGGAUGGAGCCUUAUCCCAGGAUUCCUCAUCACUGCUCCUGGAGAAAACAGCCACGUUCCCCAGGGCUCAGAGACCUCCCAGCCUCCUGCACAGCAGAGACCUGGCACCAGACAGGGAGCCAGCUGAGGAGGAGGCCCAGGAGCCCCAGAACUGGGUGACUGGAUUUGUGCAACUGUGGAAAACGCUGUGAGAAAUGGGAAAUCUUUCUCAGACCUCCUCCUCCUCCUCCUCCAUUCAAUAUCUGCACCCACAAGGAGGUUGGUUCUCCACACUGCCAGCAAGGAAACUCCUCAGAAAUCCCCUGUGGAGUUUCUCCUGGAAUUUUUUGUGCCAAUUGCCUUUGGUCUCAGCAGAACAAGUGGCUGUGGAAGUGCCUGGAGCACAGGAGCAGCCAUGGGGAGAUUCUGUGGCCACAGAGAGGAAUCCUGCUUGGCCAGCAGGGGUGGUGAGGCACGAGGUGCCUUGGGACCAUUUCUUUGAGAGUUUGUCUCAGAAAAAAACCAAAUUAAAACUCAUGAGAGCCACGUGCCUGUGUGUAGGGAAAGCAGUGGGGACAGAGUGGGAUUUCCAGAGUCAGAGGGACCAUCUGUGCUCUCGGCUGUCAAAGCUGAACUCUGUGGUCUGUGGCUUUCUCCUGGCUGACAGGAGACAUCUGCCUGCUCAUGGAGAGGGGGAAGUGCCACCUCCUGGGGCCUGGGAGCCCUUCGUGGUGAGCAGGACCCAGCAGAGCCCUGCAUGACACAGGAUCCGGCCGUGGCGCCUGACGUCAGCAGCACUUAAUGAAAAACAAGAAAAAAAAAAAAAAAAGCCGUGCUUUUGAUGACUCUGUUUUCCAGAGGAAGUUGAAAAAAAAUUAGAAAGCAAGCAAAAAGUUCUAACCCCCAAAAUACACAGAGGCAGAAGAGCAGGAAGAAGA
Messenger RNA from Oenanthe melanoleuca, 2178 nucleotides. It is a transcript of the gene SMIM35, whose product is annotated as small integral membrane protein 35. The record is from RefSeq and is a predicted model, not a curated record. The transcript is spliced from 6 exons. The coding region runs from base 491 to 763 and encodes 90 amino acids. Lineage: Eukaryota; Metazoa; Chordata; Aves; Passeriformes; Muscicapidae.